ACUAACUUGAUCCAGAUCUGAAUAUUAGGUAAAACCUAUAUUUUAAAGCAGAAACAUUAAAGAACAGUAAAGUACAGAAAUGGGAACAAAGAAGAUCUACUGGAGUCCCGCCAGGGCAAUCAUACCAGAGAUUGAGACGGGCGAAAAAAAUAUUUGGCGCAAACCAUUUACACCAACUUACGAACAGGAGCAACCUCAAAUGGGCUUGAUUCUGUCCUGGCACUACGGUCGGCAGUGGCUGGAGGAGCGACGGAACCAUCAGGAGAAAACCAGGAAAAAGAUGAAGAAAACCGCCAAGUUUAUUGCCCCAGACUUCACCAGUUGGCUUGAGAAACGCAAGCGAAACAAAACUAGACAACAGCUGAUCAAAACCUAGUUUGGUUUAUUUCUGUUAGUUACAAUUUUUGAUUAUAAAAUACCCUGAAAAGUCUCAAAAAUAUCAAUCAAUUAUCUGCAAAGAGUCUUAACUUUUUGUAAAAAAAUUAUCUUAAUGUGUAAAAUAAAAAAACAUACAUACAACUUAA
This is a messenger RNA of Drosophila ficusphila, 524 nucleotides long. RefSeq lists its product as uncharacterized. NCBI's taxonomy places the organism in Eukaryota, Metazoa, Arthropoda, Insecta, Diptera, Drosophilidae. Bases 80 to 376 code for a protein of 98 amino acids. The record is from RefSeq and is a predicted model, not a curated record. The transcript has a single exon.